This is a messenger RNA of Oncorhynchus tshawytscha (Chinook salmon), 1255 nucleotides long. Its product is annotated as claudin-3-like. Gene Ontology annotation, molecular function: structural molecule activity. The coding region runs from base 150 to 767 and encodes 205 amino acids. Gene Ontology annotation, biological process: bicellular tight junction assembly; cell adhesion. Gene Ontology annotation, cellular component: bicellular tight junction; plasma membrane. The record is from RefSeq and is a predicted model, not a curated record. The transcript has a single exon. NCBI's taxonomy places the organism in Eukaryota, Metazoa, Chordata, Actinopteri, Salmoniformes, Salmonidae.
UCUAGCAGGGAUGGAUCUACUGGGGACUCUAGCAGGGAUGGAUCUACUGGGGACUCUAGCUGGGAUGGAUCUACUGGUGGCUCUAGCAGGGAUGGAUCUACUGGUGGCUCUAGCAGGGAAGGAUCUACUGGGGAGGGACUCUAGCAGGGAUGGAUCUACUGGGGACUCUAGCUGGGAUGGAUCUACUGGGGACUCUAGCUGGGAUGGAUCUACUGGUGGCUCUAGCUGGGAUGGAUCUACUGGGGACUCUAGCAGGGAUGGAUAUACUGGGGACUCUAGCAGGGAUGGAUCUACUGGGGACUCUAUCAGGGAUGGAUCUACUGGGGAUUCUAGCAGGGAUGGAUCUACUGGGGACUCUAGCAGGGAUGGAUCUACUGGGGACUCUAGCAGGGAUGGAUCUACUGGGGACUCUAGCAGGGAUGGAUCUACUGGUGGCUCUAGCUGGGAUGCGCUGCACCUCCUGUAUCCAGGACAACGACCGUGCUAAAAACCUCAUCCUUAUGGUGGCUGGAGACAUGUCGUUUCUGGACUUUAUAUGUGUAUUUAUCCCAGUCUCCUGGAUGGCUCACGGCAUCAUCCGUGACUUCUAUAACCCUCCUGCCAAACACCCAGCGCACACUGCGGAGGGAGAGGCUCUACAUCGGCUGGGUCACCGGGAGCCUUCCUCUUGUCCUCGGGGCUCCUCUUUGUCUGUCGCCGUGUCCCCUCCAACAAAGCCUUGUUGGGUGUCUAGCACUCAGCCAACAAGAUCAACAAACCCACCGUGACAUGGUGCCAUCCCAUCUCCAGUGUCCCUAGCAUGAAGGCUCACCACCUGCCUAAACCACCGCCAAAGCCACAGCUUCGAUGGACACGAACACCAGUCUCUGUCUCUUAACAACUCUCCUUAUGGACAACAAGGAGUCGUCAUGAGUUUGAGUUUAUUUUAUUUUUACAGGAACAGUGCACGGAGACUGCUCACAACAAGUUUGAACUUUUCACCAAAAACAACUCAAGUUUUUUUUAAAUCAACGUUGAAAGAAUGUUGGGCCGCUGGUCUAUCAUCAUGGCAGUGUUGACGGACACCUUCCCUCCACCUCUAACAGCUACAACUACAUCAGACACCACACUCCUAGAGCCAACAGACCAUUCCAUACUCCUAUAGCCAACAGACCAUUCCAUACUCCUAUAGCCAACAGACCAUUCCAUACUCCUAUACAGACCAUUCCAUACUCCUAUACAGACCAUUCCAUACUCCUAUAGCCAACAGACCAUU